UCCAUCCAAUGGCUCCGCUGCAGCCACUGCAGUAGCCGGCUCCAUCCUCACAUCCCUCGAUAUGUCCAUCUUAACUUUUCAUAGCCGCCUUCUCCGUUGUUUUUCAAAACUCGUUAGUGCAACCACCACUUCCAGCCGGCAAACUACAAAACAAGGAUACAAGAAAUCCGAGAAACGCAUCCUCCCCCUUCUGAAAUCUACAAACAAGAAAAGGACAAUUGUUCUUGAUCUUGACGAAACAUUGGUGCACUCUACAAUGCAGCCACCAAGAGUUAAAACCGAUUUCAUGGUGAGGGUGAAAAUCGAAGGGACGGUUAUACCAAUGUUUGUGGUGAAGCGUCCGGGCGUGGAUGAAUUCUUGGAAAGGAUUAGUGAAAACUACAAAGUGGUGGUAUUCACGGCCGGGAUAACAGACUAUGCUUCACAGGUUCUGGACAAGCUGGAUAAGAAACACAUAAUCUCACAGAGGCUGUAUAGAGACUCAUGCAAGGAAAUGAACGGGAAAUAUGUGAAGGACUUAUCUUUAGUGGAGGGAAAAGAGCUCGGAAAUGUUUUAAUUGUUGAUGACAAUCCAUCUUCUUUCAUGUUGCACCCGGAGAAUGGUGUGCCUAUAAAACCUUUCGUGGAUGAUAUGAACGACCGAGAACUGAUGAAGCUCGCGGAUUUCUUUGACAGAUGUUACCGGUAUGAGGAUAUGAGGGAUGCCGUCAACAUAUUUCGAGCCGACCAGCUGAUCUGAUAUUGCUUUAUUUCCAAAUCCU
Messenger RNA from Tarenaya hassleriana, 761 nucleotides. Its product is annotated as probable C-terminal domain small phosphatase. Gene Ontology annotation, molecular function: phosphoprotein phosphatase activity. The record is from RefSeq and is a predicted model, not a curated record. The coding region runs from base 62 to 739 and encodes 225 amino acids. NCBI's taxonomy places the organism in Eukaryota, Viridiplantae, Streptophyta, Magnoliopsida, Brassicales, Cleomaceae. The transcript has 2 exons.